UUGGAGCUGGCGUUUAAUACAACCCCUGGCUUUGUAAACCUAACAGUAGAAGGAUUCUGGAAAGGAAGCGUAGGUGUGAAUUUCACAUCAAAUUACAAGGACGCAAACAUACGUGAUGUAUUUACUAGUCUAGUCGGCAAGUUGCCUUCGUGGUACGAUGAUACAGAGCUCAAUAAAAGCAUUAACAAUGUGGUACGAAAGAUGUGUGAAGAAGAAGACAGCUGUCCUAAAAGCUACCAUUGUAGUGUUGAAAAAAGUCAACAACAAUUCGAGCCAAUCUGUGAAUAUGUUUGUCUUCAAAGUGAGUGUCAGAACAAUGGAUACUGUGUCGUGAACAUAGACAACCAGCCAAAGUGCAGAUGCUUUGAGACGGAUGACUACAUUUACACUGGGGAAAACUGUGAGAUAAAGACAGAAAAGCUGACCAUGAGCAAGGAUAAAAUCAUCGGCAUUGCCGUUGGAGUAGGAGGAGGUGUUAUUCUUCUUCUUCUCAUUAUCGUUGUCAUCAUUUGUAUAAGACAGAGACAACAGAGACGAUCCAAAGGAAAAAGAAUUGUGGACAAUGCUUCAGAGCAGUCAUUCCAGUCUUUCAAAGGUUCAGAAGACGGCAUACACCAACCCACCUCCAGCCCACGGCCCGGAGUGGCACCAGAAAAUAGCCAUUCUUUGUACAG
This is a messenger RNA of Candidula unifasciata, 674 nucleotides long. The record is from the annotation of a GenBank genome assembly. NCBI's taxonomy places the organism in Eukaryota, Metazoa, Mollusca, Gastropoda, Stylommatophora, Geomitridae.